UUCCACUCUGCCACUGCAUCAUGUGCUGCUGCUGUUGUCAGGGAAACCCUUUACCGGUACCGGCUCACCUUCCACCGCUGGAUUUACACUGAAUAUUUUAACGGCCCCUGCUGCCCUCUUGUUAACCGUGUAUCUUUUGGCCAGUGUGUGUGUGCAGUAUACAGUCAGUGCCUGUGUGAUGUGAUUCUUCUGACAAGUUUGCAGAACAGGCCCAGUGAGGGAGAGAGAGAGGCGAGGAGGGAAAAAGGGAGGCUGCAGUAUAACACUAGUGACAGCAGCAGCAGCAUCUCUUGAGGAGUGAGGGGAGUCAAGAGGAAGUGCAAUCUUUCCAGCUUUCGACCGACUCGGUCUCGUGGAUUAAAAUCUUCUUUUUCUAAGCCAGACUACAAGAGCUCAUCCUCAGACUCGGUCGCACUCUUCUCACUCUGUCUCUCUCUGCCUGGCACUGCCGUCGUUGGCAGUAUUUACAUGGCACAGUGGGCAGCUGUGUUUGUCUCUCUUUCACCCUCAUCGUCUGUCUGAACUUCUUUAACUCUCUCCAUUUUCUCUCAUCUACUACAUUUUGUAAUUUCAUUUUCUUCCAUCCGUCUUACUCGUUCUGUUUUUUUCCACCUCCUUCUCUCUUCUUCUUGCUGUCACAGACCAGCAAUGUGCAGCCAGGGGAAGCAGCUGUUAGCAUUAUCUGUUAGCCAUCCUCACUGAGAAGAAGGUUUUUUUAGGGGUGACCCCCGUCCACCACCAUCCUCUGGCGUCAACCGCUGACCUGCCUCCCCCCCCUCCCACCCACCACUGCAGGGUGGGAUGGGCAGGGGCUGGGUGAGAUAGCCAGUGGGCUCAAGGGCUAUAGCAACAGGGCAGGCGAUGCCAGACUGUAAAGGACGAGGACAAGGAAGAGGUGGCGGUGGCGGUGGAGGUGGAGGUGGAGGUGGGUGCUCGCGGGGCAAGUGGAUGCUGAAGAAGGGAGGCAGCCGGUCAGCCAUACCGGCACUCUUCACCAUCAAUGAGGAAGAGGAAGGGCAGAGACGGAGAGAUGCUCGCAGGAGGAAGAAAAGAGCGUCUUACUCCCAGUACACAUCGGAGGAUGGUAGAGCAUCUUCAGCCACCUGCCCAGGCUCCUCUGGCUCCGGGCAGACCUACACUCCCACCUUGACCCCCACCCCCACACCACCCUCGACUCGCACCACCACCAGCAUCAGCCCCAGUAACAAUGCUGGCACCAAAACAGACUCGUUGCUCUACAACAAGAUGGACGAGAGACAGAGGUUAGCCCGUGAGCGCCGGGGGGAGCGUGAGAAACAGAAUGCUGUCAAGGAGGCCGAGUGGCAGGCACGUGAGGAGCGAGCCAGGCAGCACUAUGAGAGGCAGGUGGAGGAAAGGAGGAGGAGGCUGGAGGAGCAGAGGGUGAAGGAGGACAAGAGACGGGUCGCCGUGGAGGAGAAACGACGGCAGAAAAUGGAGGAAGACAAGACUCGUCACGAGGCGGUGAUACGCCGGACGUUGGAGAGGAGCCAGAGGACCAAACAGAAGCCCAACCGGUGGUCUUGGGGAGGAGCACUGCACACAAACACUCCCAGCACGCCAGCCGGUUUUGUCGAGUCGGCUUUCCUCUAUCCACUCGACCUUGCUGGACUGGAGCACAUGCAGGGUGCUUUCAGUCUCUACCGCAGAUACGGAGUGACCUCCCAAUAUGCUGACAGGCGGUCAGUGUCCACAAUGAAUUUAUCCAAACACACAGACCCCGUUAUUACCAAGCGCUUCUCCUACUCCUCUGCCACACUCCUACACUCACCAGACCGAGGCUUACAGAUGAGAACAGCCUCCUCCCCUGUCAUUAGCAAAGCUCAGUCCAAAUCCCGCCUACACCAGGGAAAGAACACCCAGCACAAAAACACAGGCCUGCGCCGCCAUCCGUUGACGACGUGGGAGAGCAACGUGGUGAACCGACUGCAGCAGCCAACGCACUCUUACCUGGCUCGCAGCCGCAGCGCCAUGAGUCUGUCUGGAGAUCAAACAGCCAUGCCUGUUUGUCCUCGCUCAGUGUCCUGCCACCCCAUGGGCUCCAUGUCCUUCAAAGCCCUGCAGGCCCAGCCGCUCCCUCACUGCCGCAGCCAUGAGAGGAACCUCAGCAAGGGGACGCUCUCGUCUUCUGCCACGACCACUCGCAGGAGGACCACCGGCACCACCGGCACCACGCAGAAGAAGGACCGUGACAAUGUCAGGAAGUCUUGGAGCAACCUGUCACUCCCAUUGGCUCCCAUUCUGACUUUGCCCCCCAACAGGCUCUCCUCCUCUUCAGGCAAGAGGAUCAGCAAAGUGACAGCACCCUCUCCUGGCAGGCCUCCACAAAAGCCAAUAGGGCGCCCCCCGACCCCCAAGCAGCUUAAGUCUCCAGGGCCGGAGGACCCUGGAAAUCGUCGUCCUUUCAAGAUCCCACCACAGAGCCCCCAACCCACCAGAGCCCCAGGAGAGGAGGAAGAAGAGCAGGUCCUCAGUCCUCCUCAGCCUCGACCUCAGCCGCUGGGUCAGAACAAGACCAGUAGUGAGCAGACAGCAGCCAGCGAGAGUGUUAGCAGUCCUCCAACCCAUAAGCCCUCAGCGGGCACCACAGAUGCAGAGGAGGCGAGUCGUAUCAUGGCUGAGAAUCGACGCCUGGCCCGCGAGCAGAGGGAGAGAGAGGAAGAACAGCGCAAACAACAGGAGGAGCAGCAGAUGUUAGCGAAAGAGGAGAUGGCUCGCCGUAAGGCCGAGGAGCGAGCAAAGAGAGAGGAGGAGGCUCAGCGUCAGGCGGAGGAGAUGAAGGAGGAGGAGGACAGAAAGGAGGAGGAGGACAGAAAGGUGGAGGAAGAGAGGCUUCAGAAAGAGAGAGAGGAGGCAGAGAGACUCCAGAAACAGAAAGAGGAAGAAGAGUCUCGACAGAGGGAAGAGGCGGAGCGACUGAGGCAGGAGAGAGAGAAGCACUUCCAGAAAGAGGAGGCUGAACGCCUGGAGAGGAAAAAGCGUCUGGAGGAGAUCAUGAAGAGAACAAGACGUUCAGACACAGCAGAGAAGAAAGUUGUUCCUACCAGGAAUGGAGACAAUGCAGUGACCCCUGCCGCUCCUAGUCCAUCUGCAGUGACGGCGUCACCGACACACAAUAGCAACGGUCGUCAACCUGAGCCCAACACCACCGCAAUGAGCCACCCUGACCAGAGGGAGAACGGGGAGUUUGAAGAGGUGAUUGUUCUGCCUUCACAUCCCAGGUUGUCUCCUCCUGAAGGAGAGGAGCAGCAGCAGCAGCAGCAGGAGGAAGUGAGAGUUCCUGUCUUAGCCUUCAGGGAGAACGGUCUCCUAAAGCCUCUGAGCGGAAUAGAGGAUAUCUCAGCCCAGCAGGGAGCAGAUGUUGCCUGAUGCCCUGUCAGACCGAGAUGAUCCCACACCCAGAGAGACAGGAAGUGAGAUGGCCAGAGAGAGAGGUAAACACGGAGCUGUUGGACUGACACACAGGAAGGACUCGCAGCAUCACAGCCAGACCUUUUCCAGGAGGUUUACUUCCUCACCCCUCCUGCGACAGAAGAGCACCGCCGUAGCCAUUUCCCCCAAAGAUGGCAUCUCCAAAGAUCUCCCUAAAGCAUCUGCAGAGAGAAGUUACUAUUCCCCUCAACAAACUCUCUGAGGAACAGAUCGUCUCUCUCUGUCUCUGACCACGAUCACACUCAGUCACAAUGCUCUGUGUACAGCCCCCAACUACCCUUUAUACUGAAGCGAAUGUCCUGAAAUCACAGGAGGAUUGAACGCCUACUCCAACUUGUGACUCUCGUGGUAAUGUGUGUGUGUGUGUGUGUGUGUGUGUGAAUGAAUGAGAGACUAAUAAUAAUAAUGUAAACUGAGAUCAGCUGUAAAGUCUUCAGCCAUGAUACUUGAAGAGAUUUUUUUUUUGUCGCUGUAGAAAACACACUGUUAUCAGAUGUGACAAUGUGAUAACUGGAACUCCACAGCACAACAGGCUCCGGAUUACAAGGUUUCAUUUGUCUUAAACUGGAACCUCAUAAUUCUCAAAGUUUUCCAACGUUUCUAUUGAAAUGUUACAGAAGAGAUGGGAUAUAGGAAUGAUGUCAGUGCAUGAAGUUGUAUUAAGACUACAGGAACGUGUCAUGUAAUAUAUUGUUGCUGUGUCUACAGCGUUUAAGGCUAGAGGUUAUUAUUGGGGUGAGGCCGGGGGGCGUUGGAGUAUCAUGGAGUUUAAGUUAAAUAAUGAAAAUACUGUUCUCAACUGAGAAUUAGGGUGUAAACUACUGAUUUUUUGUUUUGUUUAGUUUUAUUUAAUUGCUGUACAGAUGAAAUGUGAUUCUUUGUUUUGUCUUCGAUAGUCUUUCUGUUUAAAAUUGAGAUCUGCUUUUGACGUUAAAUCCUUUCAUUUGUUUCUCCUUUACAUUCACCCCCGUCAGUGCUGCAUCCUACGUCCUGUCACUGUCUGAACUCAGCCAGUGUUGGGAGGACUUCCGCUGUAGCUUAGCCACCUUGUGUCGGAAGCUGACUUUUGUUUUUUUUUGGCUAAGCAAAUACAAAAUGGAUUAAAAUAAUUUGCUGGUUAUGUUAAUUCUGAAAUAAUCUGAUUCUUUUUUGAUUAAGGAUUUAAGAAGAAAUGCUGCUAAUUUUGACGUUCCUUUGCCUUACCGCAUUGUUGAGAGAUUGACUCGUCUUCCUCGCUGAAAUGAAGAUUAUGCAUUCCCAGCUUGAGCUUUGACAUUCUGGCCACAUUGCCAUAACUCUCCAGUGGCUUCUGUUGCUUGAUUCAUGUUUAAAAGUAUGAAAGCUCAUAAUGUCCAGUUAUGUCCUCAUUGAUAGAAGUCAAACAAUUGGUCCUUUUAUACAGCUUUUCACUAAUGAAAGACAAAAAGAGGGGGAUUACAGUAAAACACUGGAACCAAAUAAUUACACUUCUGUGAUAUUCACUUCCAUCUUUUCCACUCAACUUCCAGUAAUGCUGCUUUAUUAGCAUUUUGGUUCUUUGCACGUAGUUUCCUCUUUGUUCAAAUCUUGCAGUACCACCAAAAACAGAAGGAAACUUCUCCAUGUGUUGGUUAUGUGGUGCUGGUUUCUGCCAGCAGUACAUAGCGCACUGUUCAACACGGUAACUUGACUUAGCUUGAAAAUAAAUUGUUUGUAAAUGACAUUAUACAUAGAAUACAUAUCCUGUAACUUAUGUUUAAAAGUCGAUAUAUUUUACUAAGACUGACGACGAGGCUUUGAAAACUUAACAAGCCCUUCACUUCAGAAGAGAGGGGCUGUGGGAUGAGAUCUUUGAACUACUGUAAAAGCUGAAAUCACUGUACAACUGUUGCAGCUGUACCGUUUGGCGAGUAAAUAAAACUUUUUGAAUUGAUUACCUA
Sebastes umbrosus (honeycomb rockfish) is the source of this 5369-nucleotide messenger RNA. RefSeq names its product ensconsin. Bases 862 to 3387 code for a protein of 841 amino acids. Lineage: Eukaryota; Metazoa; Chordata; Actinopteri; Perciformes; Sebastidae. The record is from RefSeq and is a predicted model, not a curated record. Gene Ontology annotation, biological process: microtubule cytoskeleton organization. The transcript has 20 exons. Gene Ontology annotation, cellular component: microtubule cytoskeleton.